AUGAAGCGGAUCUCUCCGCUGGCUUUACGGCUCCUGCUGACAUGCAGGCCCUUAAUUGACACAUCUAUGUCUCAGACUAUGACCAAAGCCCUGGUUUCUGCAAUGGGAGUUAUGACUGACUCCCUUUCGCAGACCUUUGCUCAGGCCCUGUUGCAGGCACAGAGAUCUGCUCAUCCGAGUAAUCUACAGGUGAUGCCUUUGUCAACACCUGCUCAGUCUCAGUCAGGCCAUAAGGCUGUUUGCAAAACUAAACACUCCUCACAAUCUAUUGAGAUGGACAGUUCUGAACCUGUCACCGAUGGCGUGAUUAAUCUACCACCGCGCAAAAGAGCCACUAGCCAGGCAAAAUCGGCUAGACUUUGGAAGAGGGCAAAAGCCCAAUUAGAUUCUGAGUCCGAACUCAGUGACAUUGAAGAGGAGUCUUACAGGGAUGAUUCAGAUGAUGGUUCUGAUCCUGGCUCUGAUGCCUAUGAUGAGGAGACUGACCCCUCUCAGGAUACAAUUCCCUUAAAACGAUGGUGA
Molecule: messenger RNA, 522 nt
Organism: Pelobates cultripes (western spadefoot toad)
Lineage: Eukaryota; Metazoa; Chordata; Amphibia; Anura; Pelobatidae
Source: the annotation of a GenBank genome assembly